Messenger RNA from Homarus americanus (American lobster), 1896 nucleotides. Its product is annotated as nose resistant to fluoxetine protein 6-like. Lineage: Eukaryota; Metazoa; Arthropoda; Malacostraca; Decapoda; Nephropidae. The transcript has 13 exons. The coding region runs from base 262 to 1563 and encodes 433 amino acids. Gene Ontology annotation, molecular function: acyltransferase activity, transferring groups other than amino-acyl groups. The record is from RefSeq and is a predicted model, not a curated record.
UUAUAUUCCACUCUCUGACAGGUGACUCUGGAUGCUCACCUUAAAUUUCUUGGCAAAAAAGCUAAAACAGUUGACUGCCAGACCGAGGAUGAGGAGAUUACAUAUGGAGCUGACGAUAUCGCUGUCAUUGUUAUACUCUCUAUAUUUGGGUUCCUGCUGCUCGCUGCCGCUAUUGUGGACAUCAGCAUCAACCACUGGGAUCAACAACAAUAUCGCAAUGGUCCUCUAAAGUUUCUUCUGGUCUUCUCCGCUUAUACCAACAUGAAGAAAAUAUUCACCAUCAAUAAUACAAGGAAUCCUGAAGUGAUUUCCUGCCUGCAUGGGAUAAGGGUGUUGUCCAUGGUCUGGGUGGUGUGGGGGCAUACGUACUUCUUCAUGACAUUCUAUUCGUCUAAUUUAUCGAUCGAAGGUCUUGCCCCUGUGACGAAUACCGUAUUAGAUGAGACAGUAGACAAUGCCACCUUCAGCGUUGAUACUUUCUUCUUCAUGAGUGGUCUCCUGGUGGCCUUCGGUGUCCUGAAGGAGUUUAGCAGAGUGGGAAGGAUCAACUGGAUUAUGUUCUACAUUCACAGGUUCAUCAGGUUAGCCCCACCCAUUGCCUUGACUGCUAUUGUGGCGGCUACCAUACCGAGACUUAUUCUGUUUGGCCCCAUGUCGAAGGAGAUUGAGAGAACCGCUAUACAGUCCUGUAAAAACUACUGGUGGGGCGACAUGCUGUUCGUCACCAAUUUCCUGGACCUCCCGUGUCUGGGCCAGUGUUGGUACACAGCUGUUGACACUCAGAUCUAUAUCUUCCUGCCUCUCGUCUUCCUCCCACUCCUCUACAGACGGAAAAUUGGUAUUGCUGUGCUAGCUGUGGUGACGGCCAUCGCCAUAGCUAUCCCAACUAUCAUCUCCGCUGUAUAUCAUGUACCACCAGCUGUCAUGUUUGCACAACCUGUUGAGGAGAGGGGUGAUGUUGACACCUAUAUGACGCCGUGGUGCCGCGCCAACUCUUACUUGGUGGGCGUCUGGGCUGGAUUGCUCCUCUUCACUGUCCAGGGCAAGAUCCUCAGAAUGAAGCUGUGGCAGGCAAUACUGGGGUGGCUGUUGUCGGCAGCUGUUGCUCUGGCGGUGUUGUAUGGUAUGGCCGACUACGACACUCUGGAAGACCCUGUCCUUCUCCCUGUUGCUCCCAGCAUCAUCUACGCAGGGUUCAGUCGAGCUUCAUGGUGUGCGGCAUUGGUCUGGGUUGUCUUUGCCUGUCACACUGGAUAUGGAGGUCCCAUCAACACCUUCCUCUCCCAUCCUUCUUGGCAGCCGAUGAGCCGUUUGACCUUCGCCAUGUACCUCACUUGUUUUCCUAUCCAGAUAAUCUACCCCGGACUUAUUUAUAUCCCAUUUUACAUAAACCACCUCAAUUCUGUCCUGCUUACAUGCGGGUUCCUGUUUAUUGGAGGGAUUGCGGCAGUCCUCCUUUCCCUAAUGGUUGAAGGACCUAUCCUAGGCCUGGAGAAAAUCCUGCUUAAGCGCCCAGGUAGAGGCAUCAAGGAACCAGAAACAACAACAACACAAAGAACCUGAACCAUAGUGCCAUGAGUGCCUCUGUUUCACCUGUUCCACACAUAGUAUAAAUGACACUCAGGGGUCCAGCCAAGUAGAAAAGCUUCCCACCUGCAAUUCCAAGUUUCAGUGAGAUCAACAGCCAAGUUUUUUCAGCCGUAUGAAGUAUAGAUAUAUUGUAUUGUAUAGAUUCACUUUACUGGGUAGAUGAAUAAAAGGAAAUUUUAUAUAUAUGAAUAUAUAUAUAUAUAUAUAAAUAAAUUAAUAUAUAUAUAUAUAUAUAAAGAGUUUACUUAUUCAUAUAUGAAGUUAAUUCAUUUUAUUAUUCCCCCAAUUAUAUGAUUUGCAAGAUGA